AGGAGGGCUCUUAAGACCAGGCAGCCGGGACAUCAGACUGGUCUUGCGUCUGCCACUGGCGCCCUGGGAUGUGGACGAGUCCCUUGGCCUCUCUGGGUCUCAGGUCCUCUCCUGUCCAAGGUGUCGUGAGGCUUAUGUAAGUCACUGGAGGUGAACAUGCUGAAGCUUAACCUCAGACAAGAGAGCUCUCAAAUAAGAGUUCUGUGUGGCCAGUGGUCCAUGUCACCUAUUAUCCAGGACUGCAGGAAGAGGAGAGGAAGAAAAGAAAUUGGUCAUUAUUUCCCAGGGGAAAAAGGCACAGAAAGUGUAUGACAAAGACACAGAAAAAACAGCAGGCAGCCUGCUUCUCCUAGAGAACCCGGGGCUCCCGCAGCCCUGCGGGGCUGGGCUCCAGGGGAGGAGGAGGUCAGGCGUCAGCUGCUGUGUGUAUAUAGCCCCAGGCCUCCGGGGCCAGGCUCAGUGCUGAGGCUGGUGCCAGGCUGCGAAGAUGAAGCUGUCCAGCGUCAUCCCUUGGGCCCUGCUGCUCAGCACAGCCACAGUGGAUUCAAUGGACUGGCUCCCCCGAAAUACUAACUGCGGGGGAAUCCUCAAAGAGGAGUCUGGAGUGAUCGCCACCUAUUAUGGACAGAAAACGAACUGUGUCUGGACUAUCCAGAUGCCACCACAGUACCAAGCUAGGGUGUCUAUCCAGCAGCUCCACCUCAACUGUGCUAAAGAGUCCCUGGAGAUUAUAGAUGGGCUGCCAGGAUCUUCUGUCUUAGGGAGGGUUUGUGAAGGUUCAUUCCUGGAAUAUAGAUCUUCUGGCAAUACCAUGACUGUCAAGUACAUCAGAAAGCCUGAGCACCCGACUUCUUCCUAUGAAGUGUUGUACUUUCAGGAUCCACAAGCUUAGUGAUCUCUGCUCAGGCCUGAGUGGACAAGCGUUGCAAAAGAGAACAACAUUCCUUGAAGACCCUCUGGACUCAGCUGCCCACAAGGAGAGGCAUCUUCUGUCUAAUCACACCUGCUGCUCUCAGCCUGUCACCUCCAUCCUUUCCAGCCCCCGGUCGCCUAACUGCAGAAAGAUUCCUUACUACUGGGCUUUAGAUUGUUGCCAGUCUUGCGGUUAGUUUCUUCUAUUUAUCAUUAUAAUCAUUUUGAAUAAAGUCUCUUUACCUGA
Capra hircus (goat) is the source of this 1159-nucleotide messenger RNA. Its product is annotated as spermadhesin-1. Bases 488 to 892 code for a protein of 134 amino acids. Gene Ontology annotation, biological process: single fertilization. The transcript has 5 exons. Lineage: Eukaryota; Metazoa; Chordata; Mammalia; Artiodactyla; Bovidae. The record is from RefSeq and is a predicted model, not a curated record.